Cheilinus undulatus (humphead wrasse) is the source of this 1672-nucleotide messenger RNA. It is a transcript of the gene creg1, whose product is annotated as cellular repressor of E1A-stimulated genes 1. NCBI's taxonomy places the organism in Eukaryota, Metazoa, Chordata, Actinopteri, Labriformes, Labridae. The transcript has 4 exons. The record is from RefSeq and is a predicted model, not a curated record. The coding region runs from base 67 to 678 and encodes 203 amino acids.
GUUCUUGUUUAUAUAUCCUCGUCGCUCGGUUGUCUCCACCGACCGUCCUCCUCUCCGACCCUCACCAUGAUCUCUCCCCGGCUCUGCGCUCUCCUCUUCGGCCUCCUCGGACUCUCCCUCUCCGCCUCCUCCUCCUGCAGGAUCCGGAUCCCUCCUCACGACCAGGUGGCCCGGGUCGCCCGCUUCGUCGCCCACCAGGUGGACUGGGCCUCCAUGGCCACCAUCUCCACCCACCAGCCGGUGGUGGGUCAGCCUUUCUCCAACGUCUUCUCGGUGAGCGACGGACCCGAAGGCGUCAGCUCCGGGGUCCCCUACAUGUACCUGACCCACAUGGAGAUCUCGGUCCAGGACCUGGAGGUCAACCCUCUGGCGUCUCUGUCCAUGUCUCUGGCUCAGACCGAGUACUGCAGACAGCAGGGCUUCGACCCCCAGAGUCCUCUCUGUGCCCACAUCAUCCUGUCUGGAUCCGUGAUGGAGGUGAACGGCACGGAGGCGGAUUUCGCCAAGAAGGCUCUGUUCAGCCGACACCCGGAGAUGAUCGACUGGCCGACCGAUCACAACUGGUUCUUCGCCAAGUUCAACAUCACGCAGGUGUGGGUGCUGGAUUAUUUUGGCGGCGUGAAGACCGUCACUCCGGAGGAAUACUUCCAGGCUGAUCCACGCAGGAAGCAGCACUGACGCUCAGCCUGCUGGUUCUUGUAGUUCUCUGAUAAAUGGACUACAAACACCACCAUCACCAGACCUUUACAGCCAUAAAAACACUUUUAAACUUUUCUGAAGAGAGAGACCGGACCGGUGAGGUCUGGGUGGUUUCAGGAAGUUAAACUUCUCAGUCCCUCUGUAGAAAAUAUCGUCUCGGUCUCAGACUUUAGCAUGAAUCUAUGAAGGUGUGAUUGAUUCUGUGUGAACUAAUAUUCAGAGUGAGCUGCUGUCAGACAGCAGCUGCAUGAAGACUUUAUCCUCAGUCGUGUUUUUGACCCACAGAGAGAGAGAGAGCGCGGUCUAAACCACUGAGGGGUUGUUUUUAUCUGUCACAUGACUCUUCUGCCUGCAGGGUGUAAAUAUGACCACUAGAUGGAGCUGUAGUGCUGAUAAUACCAGCGUAGGAACAGGAAGAUCCUUUAGACACACCUUUAAACCUCAGUAAGGUUCCUUUCAGACUAACAGCAGAGCCAUGACAAGAAUGUUUAAACAUGAUUACGGCUAAGUUUGACGUCUUUGACGUUUUCAGGCUCCACUGAUGCUGAAAUGAGAGUGAAACUCCUGAAACAAUCGUGCCUUUUUACCGUUGACUCUGGCAGGAAGUAAGCUUUAAUGUGAAGGUUUUUUCUUUAAUUUGUUGAGGGACUUUUUAACACGUGAAACUCUGAUUUAGGGAGGGGCUGGGCUCAGAUUUGCACAAAACUAAACUGCACUUUAUGGCAUUAUUAUAGGAUAAACCUACUUUUAGCAGGAUUAUUAGAAACACUCUUCUGCUCAUGCAGCACUUCAGCUAGCUUUGCUUUCAUACAGGGGUUUCUCAAUCAGGGGGAAAAGCUGUUAAAAGUGACCGCUGGGUCCUGAUCCCACGUUUACUCUGCUCUGUCUGCCUUCUCAUUCUCCGGCUGUGAAAAUGUAUUUUUGAAAACAAAAUCUAUGAAUGAUUGUUAUAUAAAGUUUGUGCGUAAAAUCA